Molecule: messenger RNA, 1335 nt
Organism: Cucurbitaria berberidis CBS 394.84
Lineage: Eukaryota; Fungi; Ascomycota; Dothideomycetes; Pleosporales; Cucurbitariaceae
Product: HET-domain-containing protein
Exons: 2
Coding region: 1-1335 (444 amino acids)
Source: RefSeq, a predicted model, not a curated record
AUGCGACUUCUCCAAUGCACCGCAAACCAGGACCAAGACAUCAUUCAGGUUAGUCUCACCGAGUAUGCGUCCUCACAGAUUCCACCGUAUGCGAUACUCUCGCAUCGCUGGAGAGAUGAAGAGGUGGAGUACCAGCAUAUGACCAGCGAUGUCGACUAUAAGAACAUGCGAGGCUAUCCUAAGAUCGAACAAUGCGCCCGCGCUGCCCUGGAAUAUGGAAUACAUCACAUCUGGGUCGAUACCUGCUGUAUAAACAAGAGCAGUAGUGCUGAACUGUCGGAAGCGAUCAAUAGCAUGUACCUGUGGUAUAAUGACUCACUUAUAUGUUUCGCCUUCCUCGACGAUGUAUCUUACGAGCGCGGCAAACUCGACUUCACUCAAGUCCGAACUAGUUCUUGGUUCACAAGAGGCUGGACACUACAGGAGCUGAUCGCGCCGAAGACGAUGGUAUUUUACUCCAAGGAAUGGUCGAAGCUGGGCAGUCGAAUCGAUUUGGCGAACACUAUCUCAGUCGCUUCCGGGAUAGACAUCAAGAUCUUGCAAAAUACAAGACAUUUAGACUCAGCUAGUGUCUCUGAAAAGAUGUCGUGGGCUGCCACCCGGGAGACUACGAGAAUUGAAGAUGUGGCUUAUUCACUCAUGGGACUUUUUAGCGUCAGUAUGCCAACGCUCUAUGGCGAAGGCUCGCGCGCAUUUCGUCGCCUCCAGCUCGAGAUUAUGCAGUCAACGAAUGACCACACGCUGUUCGCGUGGGAAGACACGACUUGCAAUGGCGAUAUGCUCGCUUCUUCGCCCCGUCAAUUCAAAGACUGCCACGUUUUCCAGCCCAUCUCUUAUCCCGAGUUUAUCUCGAGGUUCGGUAUUCACGAACCGAAACCAGACUUUUCCAUGACCAACGCAGGCUUGCAUAUCCAACUCCCAAUGCUCACCAACCCAACUGAAAAAAGCCCGGACUCAUUCAUCGCGUUUCUAGCUUGCGUUCGCGUUGAUCCUGUGAAUCGUAUCUUCGCUCGCAUAUUCCUGGAGCGGACAGACGAUCAGAAAUUCAGUGGAUUCCAUCGUGUGGUGAAGUACGGGCACACAAUCGAAGCGCACUUCAAUCCGACUAGUAGUAAUGUAGCGACGCAGACGAUUUGGAUAUCUCCUAAAAGAGUGAGAGUCGCUGCUAGGCGCGAAGAGGAGUACAUCCCUAGCAGAGUUAUCACCAUGGAUGCAAAGCCGAGCAAGAGGGACAGCUGGCAGAUGGUUGAGGGCUUUGUCGGAAACCUAAGAAGGCGGAGUACAAUGAGAUUAGGCAUUGGGAGUGCAAGAAGAAGGGCAGGAGGAGCGUCUUGA